CUGCAGAUGAAGAUCUAUAUAAACCAGGGAUGGUAGAUCUAUCAUCAUCAAUGAUUAAUGUAGCUCUAAACUGAGCACAUGGACCCCACUUCGAAUCCCUCUUUCUGCAUCAUCACUCCCUUACAAAGCACACUGUCAUUCCCAUCUCCAACUAGUGCCCUUACCCCACACACUCACCAUAGCUACCCCUGUUAAGGACCCACAACAAUGCCUCUUUAAUGUGCUUUCACAACAACAUUUCUCCUUCUAAUUCCUUGCAAUUUGCAUUCCCCACACACAUUUUAUUCCCUUAAGAAUCUAGAUUCCCAUUAGGGUUCUGUUUUGGUUCAUCCACCACUUCCAACCUCUCAUUUCCUCACGCUAUCAUCCAUUCCAUACCUCUAAUGGUCCCAAACAAGAAACUAUCAUAAAUUUCAAUCUCUUACUCACAAAAUGUUCAGUAUCUGCCACUACAGCAAAUUAUUCAUCCUUUUCUUAUGCACCCUUCUCAACUAUUUCAGUGCUUGAAGGGUCAUUUCCACUUUCUAGGGUUCUAUUCAAGUCUUCUCAUUCUCCCUUAAUCAUGAGAAAAAAUCACUUUUUGACCCAAACCCAGAUUCAACUUCCACAUUCCCUAUGCGAAUCACAGCAUUCACAUUCACAUUCACAUUAACACUCAGCUUCCUCGAAAGCAACUUCUUCUUCAUCCAUGCCUAAGGUUUCCGAAGAAAAAGAUGGAUCUGAAAUUGAAACCCUCAAACCCAUCGAUUCGUUUCCACAUUUAGCGAAUUGUUCCCUCAAGAAUCCUUUCCCAAUGAAACGCACCGUUCGCCCUCUCUUCGCUCUUCUCCUUCUCCUUGUCUUCGUCGCCACGCUCACCUCACGCGCCAUGGUUCGCCGUGGCAUUCUCUCCAUCGAGCUCGAAACUCGCUUUCGCCUCCGAGAUCCGCCGUCCCCGCCGCCGCUCAACGCCACGCUCCUCAAACACGCCGCCGUCGAAAUCGGCGAGGAGAAGCUCCGGCUAGAGAUUCAGCAGCUUCUCGACGGUAACUUCGGUAGCCACGCGCGCCACCGCACCUUCGUGUCGUGGCGGCGCUUCAUCCACCAUGACGACCGGAGUGUCACCGGCGCCAACGUUCACCUUCCGGCGACGCUCCGGUCACCGCUGUUCUACCGGUACUGGUUGGACUUCCGGAAGCUUCUCCACGAUUGGGCUCGGAAGCGCCGAUUCCAACCCGGGAUCAUGACCGAGUUGACUCGGUCAAUAAAGGUACCAAUUGAUCAACAUAACAAAGUGUUGUUGAGUCAUGACAAAAAGUACUCUUCAUGUGCUGUUGUUGGGAACAGUGGAAUUUUGCUGAAUAGGGAUUAUGGUAGUGUGAUUGAUGCACACGAGUUUGUUAUAAGGUUGAACAAUGCUAGGGUUGAUCACUUUGAGAACAAGGUUGGGAAGAAAACUAGUGUUUCUUUUGUGAAUAGUAACAUUUUGCAUUUGUGUGCAAGAAGAGCAGGGUGUUUUUGUCACCCUUAUGGUGAUCGUGUUCCAAUUGUUAUGUACAUUUGCCAAGCUGUGCAUUUCUUGGAUUACACUGUGUGUAAUGCUUCCCACAAGGCCCCAUUGUUGGUUACUGAUCCUAGGUUCGAUGUGUUGUGUGCUAGGAUUGUUAAGUACUAUUCUUUGAAGAGGUUUGUGGAGGAGACGGGGAAGGGUUUGGACCAAUGGGGUUCUGCCCAUGAUGGUGCUCUUUUCCAUUACUCUUCUGGGAUGCAAGCUGUGAUGUUGGCUUUGGGAAUUUGUGAGAAAGUUAGCAUUUUUGGGUUUGGGAAAUCAGCUUCUGCUAAGCAUCAUUAUCACACUAACCAGAAAGCUGAGCUUCAUUUGCAUGAUUAUGAGGCUGAAUAUGCGUUUUACCGUGACCUUGUUGAUGGAUACAAGCCUAUCCCAUUUCUCUCUGAUAAGUUCAAGAUUCCUCCUGUUAAGAUGUAUCAAUGAUACUGAACUGUGAGAGUGGUGGAAGGGUUGAUUUUUUUGUUGCCAUCUUGUCACGUCUGAAUUGUUCUCUUAUUGUAGUACUCGUGAAAUGCACAUAUAGUUUAAAGCAAAAUACUGAUUCAAGAUUCGUUUUUGUAUUUUCAACUUUGUGUACUUGUCCCACAUGAAGCCUCAAGGCACCAUCCAAGUGUAAAUUUUGGUUAGAUGGAAUACAGCUUUUACAC
This is a messenger RNA of Abrus precatorius (Indian licorice), 2196 nucleotides long. RefSeq names its product beta-1,6-galactosyltransferase GALT29A-like. Gene Ontology annotation, molecular function: sialyltransferase activity. Lineage: Eukaryota; Viridiplantae; Streptophyta; Magnoliopsida; Fabales; Fabaceae. The transcript has a single exon. The coding region runs from base 689 to 1972 and encodes 427 amino acids. The record is from RefSeq and is a predicted model, not a curated record.